AGGGGGUGCAAGUGGCUUACACGUGACAACAGAAGCCUUGGUGGCGCAGUGGUUAAAGUGAUCAACUGCUAACUGAAAGGUUGGCAAACCACCAGUGGCUCUGGGGGUGAAAGAUGUGGCAGUCUGCUUCUGCAGAGAUUUAAAGCCUUGGAAACCCUAUGGGGUCACUAUGAGUCAGAAUCGACUCGAUGGCAGUGGUUUACUAAAGGUUGAUGGUUCAAACCCACCCAGUGGCACCACGGAAGAAAGGCCUGGUGAUCUGCUUCCAUAAAGAUUACAGCCAAGAAAACCCUGUGGAGCACAGUUCUACUCUGUAACACAUGGGGGCGCUAUGAGUCUGUGUUGACUCGACAGCAGUUGGCUUGGUUUUAGGAGUCCCUGGGUGGUGUAAACUGUUAACACAUUCAGUUGCUAGCCAAAAGUUUGGAGGUUCAAGUUCACCCAGAAAUGACUCAAAAGAAAGGCCUGGCAGCCUAAUUCCAAAAAAUCAGACAUUGAAAACCCUGUGGAGCCCAGUUCCACUCUGACACACAUGCAGUCGCCAUGAGUUGGAGUCAGUUCGACAGCAAUCGGGUUAGUUUUUCUAGGUGGAGGUAACACCGGUACACACCUGUAACGUUACGGUGACAAUGAGACCAGGCAAGCUAGGCACCUGGUAGAUGUCCCCCCAGCCCACAGUUGACGAGUCCAAUGCCCAGAAGUAGUCUCAGAUGCCCCCAGGACACCAGGGCAGACUUGGGACCCAGGAUGCUGGGCGGGCAGGCGUCACCAUCUUCAUCCGAGGUCCAGACCAAGGAAGAGAAUUUGCCAAGGUGACCAUGGAGAAAUUGCUCUCCUGGGGGUGUGGGGUGAGGAAGAGUGGGGCCCCUGACACUGAAUUUCCCCUUCCUCCCCAGGGUGUCAUCCUUGACCUGGUUAGCGACAACUUGUUGUCCCGCCCGGAGAGCCGGGGCUUCGUCAUCGACGGCUUCCCCCGGGAACUGAAGCAGGCCAAGGAGUUUGAGCGCAUUGUGGGCCAGGCCCCCAACAUGGUCAUCGUGUUCGACUGCUCCAUGGAGACGAUGGUGCAGCGGGUGCUGCGUCGCAGGCAGCUGGAGCAUCGAGUGGACGACUGCGAGGCUGCAGUCCGCCAGCGCCUGGAUGCCCACUACUCCCUGUGCCAGCCCGUCCUCACCUUCUACCAGCAGAAGAACCUGCUCCGAAAUAUCCUGGCAGAAGAGACUCCGGAGAAUAUCUUUGUCAAGUGCUGCUCUGUCAUCGAGAGUUUGCAGUGAGACAGACAGGGCUGGCCCCAUGCCUUACCAGGACCCUGAGCAGGACUUGGACCUGGGUGUGCCCGUGCGGUGAGAUGCGGUGACAGCCCUAGGUUCUGACCUAGGCCGACCCUCCUGUAACCCUUUCCUGGGACCAGUCCCGAGUUGGGUCACCAACAACCACGCCCACAGGGGCAAGUUCCUGACAACUUGGAGGAGUCAUGGGGACUCUGACGGCCUCACCUGGGAAGGGGGCAGCUAUCACUGCUGCUGUCACUCAGGCCUGUGGGCCCAAGUAGCCAGGUUCUAAAUGUGAAACCUGAUUUUCAAACACUGGUAUUCAACCCUAAUUUCAAAAGGGACUCUCCAGCCAUACACAGUGGUCAGGCAGCUAACAUGGCCCUAGCGCACUCCUAUCCGUGCCCGAGCACCCAGCAGACCUUGUGAUCUGCUCCCGUACAGGUAACAGCAAGAAAGCCCUGUGGGGUAAUUCUAUUCUGUCACAUGGGAUCCUCAAGUCGGAAUCCACUGGGUGCCAUUUUUCUGAACAGGCCUGGUCUACCGGUAAUAGGCAAAGCCAGGCCCGAAACAGAGCCAGAACACCAACUGGGAGGCCCAGAGCCAGGUGUGCACAAUAGCAAGCUGCGUCCAUGGGAACCUGUCCCAUGGGCCUGCUCCCCAGAGGGAAAAAUGGGGUGGGGGAAGAUAGCACUGCUGGGGCUCAACCCGCUCCCCUUCCUGUGAGGGAACCGUACCCCGCUCUCGUUGGCCAGGCCUUGUUCCUCUUCCCCUACAAACACAACGGCGGCCAGCAUGCGGCUUUUAAACAAAAAAGCACUUUAUUUAACCAAAUUAAAAAAAAGGAAAAAAGUAAAUUAAGAAAGCACAAUAUACCUGCAGAAAAUUAUUUUCUCUUGUAUCUUUGUCUUAAAAAAAAAAAAAAAAAAAAUCAAACACAAAGCUUGUUAUUUCCAAUCACCAUUAUCAGGCAUUUACAACAUCUAGAAAGAACAGACAGCGGCUUUAAAACGCUACUUAAAACUCUACGGACAGAGAGGAAGAGACAGACGGCACCCGGCAGACACGGGGAGGUUUUGUUAUCAUUUAUUUGUGAAGUUAAAAACGAGCGAUAAAAAGUAAAAACUGCCGUACAAUUUUUUUUGUUUGUUUUCAUUUUUUCAGUUUCAGUCUUCUCUUGAACUGAUGAAACACGA
Molecule: messenger RNA, 2467 nt
Organism: Loxodonta africana (African savanna elephant)
Lineage: Eukaryota; Metazoa; Chordata; Mammalia; Proboscidea; Elephantidae
Product: adenylate kinase isoenzyme 1
Exons: 3
Coding region: 711-1274 (187 amino acids)
Biological process (GO): nucleobase-containing compound metabolic process
Cellular component (GO): cytoplasm
Molecular function (GO): nucleoside diphosphate kinase activity; ATP binding
Source: RefSeq, a predicted model, not a curated record